CCAGUCCAGUUGAGCGUGUGGUGUGGGGAAGGAGUGACAGGUAGAGCAACAGCAGAGGUGACAGCAGGGCGGUCGCGUGUGGACUUUGUGUUCUCUGCUCCCUAUAUAUAUAGCCCUGAAAGUGAGCAGCCGGCACGCUCAUACCUAGGCCACACGCCUCACGGCUCACGCAUACAGGAUCUCAAAGGCAGUCAUGAAGUUUAUUGUGGUGCUUGCACUUGUGGCAUUUACUGGUUGCCAUGCCAACAUUCUGUGGGCAGAUGAACACCAGAAACAGCUGGAACAGGCAAAAGAUGCAUUCUGGGAUUACGUUGCCAGGGCAACCCGAACUGCAGAGAGCACGCUGAAAGACAUCAGAGAGUCUCAGCUGGGACAGGAGGUCAACGCUAGGAUCGCAGAGAGCGCAGAUGUGGCCAAGCAAUACGCAGUCACUCUGCACAGUCAGGUGACCCCCCUGGCACAGGACCUCGUGACCAAGAUCUCCCAGGAGGCCGAGCUGCUGAAGGAGCGUCUGGGGAAGGACCUGAUCACUGUCAGAGACCAGCUGGAGCCCUACAGUGAGGAGCUGAAGAGCAAAAUUCAGCAGCACGUGGAGAAGCUGAGGCAGGAGCUGGCCCCCUACACGGAGUCCCUGGACACUGCCGCCCUGAAGGCCACCCUGCUCCAGAAGAGCGAGGAGCUGAAAGGGAGCCUGGAGCAGAGUGUGCAGGAGCUGCAGUCCCAGCUGGGCCCCUACACCGAGGAGCUGAAGGAGAAAGUGGACCAGCAUCUGCAGGAGUUCAAGAAGAGCGUGGCUCCCCUGGCUGAGAGUGUCCAGACCCAGCUGGCCGACAGAGCCAAGAUGCUGCAGCAGAGCCUGGCACCCUACGCUGAAGACCUGAAGGAGAAGCUGGACCCCUACGCCCAGGACCUCAAAGCCCAGCUGACCGCACUCUGGGAGUCUUUCACCAAGAGGGCCUAAGGCAUAAAGGAACUACUCCCUGCUUCCCCACCUAUCCCUUUGGCAUUCUCAGUUUAAAUGGGACUUGAUCUUCAAUAACGCAUCCUGUGAUCAUCUUUGCCUGUUCCCCCUUUUCACAACCACAUUCAGUUCCUGAGUGGUGCUUUCUUUCUUCUUCUUUUGAAGAAGACCUUUCCCAGAGUCACGAUGACACAUCCGUGGUUGUGUACCCUCUUCUGUGCAGGAGGCAGGAGGUAUUCUCUUAUUCAGUGAGAAAACUCAGAGAAAGCUCUGAUCGUGAAGCAUAAUUUUGCACUUUAGUUCAUCCACAAAAUAUGUAUAUAGUUGUUUUAUUAUGUACUGUAAAGGUGGAUAGAUGAUGUGUCCUCAGUUUUCUAAUUUAUUCAACUAAAAACAAUAAAAUGAAAAAAAAAA
Megalops cyprinoides (Indo-Pacific tarpon) is the source of this 1375-nucleotide messenger RNA. RefSeq names its product apolipoprotein A-IV-like. The record is from RefSeq and is a predicted model, not a curated record. Gene Ontology annotation, biological process: very-low-density lipoprotein particle remodeling; lipoprotein metabolic process; triglyceride homeostasis. The transcript is spliced from 4 exons. Gene Ontology annotation, molecular function: phospholipid binding; phosphatidylcholine-sterol O-acyltransferase activator activity; cholesterol binding. Bases 194 to 961 code for a protein of 255 amino acids. Gene Ontology annotation, cellular component: extracellular region; blood microparticle; high-density lipoprotein particle. NCBI's taxonomy places the organism in Eukaryota, Metazoa, Chordata, Actinopteri, Elopiformes, Megalopidae.